AUGUCGCAACGAGUGCAACAGGACGUAGAGGACAUACUAAAAUAUGUCCGUGAGAAAGAGAGACUUUGCGUCAAGUUGAAGCUGAGUGUGAGUGACACAAUUAGGGAGAUAAUUCAAACUCCCCACUCGACAAAAAUGAGCUACUCCUUGCGAGACAAGGAAUAUGGAACUGUCAAUGAUCUGCUUCGCGCCAUCAGAGGGUAUAAAGCUUUCCGAAAGGCACGAGAAAGUCAGUUUCCAGCGAGCACAACUCGCCGUACAAGUACGCCAGCGAAAACGACUGGAACUGCUGGGACUAUGGUGAAAACGUCGUCGAACGACUCUGCACCCAGUACAAGCAAAAAGGGCAACGAUCAGUCCAAGACGAAGUGCUACAACUGUCAAGGGUAUGGGCAUUAUGCGAGCGCUUGUCCUGAACCUAAGAGACCACAACGCUGCUCGAAAUGUAACCAAGAGGGUCACCGAUCGAGGAACUGCACUUCCCAGACAGCCCCCAAGACAGUUAUGCGGGCAACAGAGAACGAGAGGUGCAAAAUGAUAUACAAGAACGCCAUAGUGUGCGGCCGAGAAGUCAUCGCAGUCUUGGAUACCGGGGCUGACAUCAGUCUCACGAAGCUUAGUUUCGCUGCCAAGUUGAACAAACAGCUCAUUGCUCAACCAGGCGCUCCCAUACGUGGUGUGGGUGGAAGCCAGACUUCCCUCGGUGAGAUCAUUGCAGAUCUUUGCGUAGACAACAUAGACAUUGCUGAAGUUCGCUUCUUCGUCGUGGAAGACAGCUGCUUGCCUGGCCCUGAUGUGAUCGUGGGCACAGACGUUAUCGACUCCCCAAAUCUAGUGCUAAUCCGAGACGGAGGAGUCUCGCUUCUAAUAAACAAGACACAGUCCCCAGAAUUUGAGAGGGUUUUGGAAGACUUGACCAUACGUCGAGGCACUAUAUGUGCUCAAGAAUCAGUUGAGAUACCGCCCCUGACGGUGCAGUUCGUGUCAGCUGUAUCUACUGGGCAUACGGAAGAACAGCUUAUACCAGUGACAAACCACGGGCACUCAACGCUAGCCCUAAAGGCGGGACAGGUACUUUCGCGUAAACCGGAAGUGGAAGAAGUGUCUCCACAUGCUGAUGUGUGCAUCGUCAACGAAGGUGCUCACAAUUGA
This is a messenger RNA of Ornithodoros turicata, 1152 nucleotides long. RefSeq lists its product as uncharacterized. The coding region runs from base 1 to 1152 and encodes 383 amino acids. The transcript has a single exon. Lineage: Eukaryota; Metazoa; Arthropoda; Arachnida; Ixodida; Argasidae. The record is from RefSeq and is a predicted model, not a curated record. Gene Ontology annotation, molecular function: aspartic-type endopeptidase activity; single-stranded RNA binding; zinc ion binding. Gene Ontology annotation, cellular component: cytoplasm. Gene Ontology annotation, biological process: proteolysis; positive regulation of cytoplasmic translation.